This is a messenger RNA of Prorocentrum cordatum, 5600 nucleotides long. The record is from the annotation of a GenBank genome assembly. Lineage: Eukaryota; Dinophyceae; Prorocentrales; Prorocentraceae.
GGACGUCCAUGGAGUGGAGCACGCGCCCUCGCCCGAGCUCGCCCGGAGGAGAGCUGGAGCGCCCCACCGGGCUCUCCGGGCAGCUGGGGCUGGAGCCCGGGCUCCAGUGCCGCCCCCGCGGCGGCCUGGGCGUCGCGGCAGCCCCCGCCGCCGCCGGAGUGGCGCUUCGGGCAGCCAGACGGCUUCGCCCCGCCGUACCCUGGCGCCGCCCCCGGCCCGCCGCCGGACGGGUGCCUCCCAGGCUACGCGGGCGGCCAGGAGGACGGCAUGAGCUGCUUCGGCCUGAACCGGGGCUGCUUUGGGGCUGGCGGUCUCCUCGGCCUCUUCCAGCCGGCGGCGGACAGGGGGCCGUCGGCGCUGCAGGCGAUCCCGAGGUCCAACGCGCCGGCGCGCUGCAGGUGCCGGACGGUCGAGGCAUGUACGAGCAGGUGCCAGCGCAGUGCUACUACGAGCACCCCGGCCUCCUCGGGCAGGGGGAGCCGUAUGGAGGAGCCAGCGGCGGGCGCGGCGCCGCGCCGAGCCAGAGGGGCGCGUGCCGCAAGGUCGGUGCUUGCACACUGGGGGCGCUGGGCAUGCUGAGCGGGGCCUACCUGGUGAGCCACGCCGUGGACCUCAGGGACAUCGAGACUCAGCCGGAGUCGGAUUCACGCGGCCUGCAGCAUGUCCGAGGGACAUUGGAGGAGGAGACCCCCACGACUGCAACGUGGAUGUCGCCUUCUGGGAGGUCAGCUGGUCCGACGAGAAGAAGCGCUGGUGCUGCGGCCCGCCGGGCUGCCCUCCGGCGGCCCCCGCCGCCCCGGCGCCCGCGCUGCCCGCCGGCGGCGCCCGCAGCGCCGCCCUGCCCGCGCGGCAGGACGACGCCGGCGGCAGCUGCGGCGCCAGCUGCGUGUUCGAGGGGCGCAGCGCCAGCUGCCAGGAGAGCGCAUCCAGUACGCCGCCGACCACGCCUUCGCCCAGGAGACCCGCCCGACGCCUGCGUGAAGGCGUACCGACUGGUGCUCCACCACUGCGAGCCCUGCACGUGGUGCCCCCUGGAGGCCGCAGGCCCGGCUCAGCCAAGCGGGACCGGAGAGGACAGCCCGAUCCCCGUUGCCGCCGACCCUUGUUGCGUGCGCCCCGAGGCGGCCGCGCGGGCGGGGCGCGGUGCCGGGGGCGAGUUCAGGAGAGCGUUCCCGCAAACGGGGCGUCUCUGCCACAUGCAGGACGCGCGGGGCGGCGGGGCAGUCGCGGCGGUGGCGGGCCCCGUGGAGCCGGAGCCUCACGGCCUCCGGGAGGAGAUGCGGGGCGCAGACACAGCCCCGAGCAGAGGCUCCGCGGCCCGCGGGGCCGCCGGCCAUGCCUCGCGGGGGCGGCCCCGCAUGAGCGAGGGCGAGGUGGAGUACCACCAGGGCGAGGCAUAUUGCCUGAAGUGCCACGCUGGGCUGCGCGCCAGGAUCGACAGCGUCUCGAGGGCGCUGGAGAGCUUGCUGCUCGAAGUCUCGGGCAGCGAGGCGCUGGAGCCCUGUGCGCCGGGGGGGCCGCCCCCCGAGAGCCUCGAGGAGCUGAAGAGGGACGCCGCGCUGCUCGACGAGAAGAUCCACGAGGCCCGCGACGUCGGGGUCGACGGCGCGCUGUUGGAGAGGGCGCGGGUGGUCUGGAUCAAGGCCCUCGAGGCCAGCGUGUCCGCAAGGCAGGCGGCGGUGCGGGCCGAGGCCGACCGCAGGCUGCUCCAGGAGCAGGCCAGAUUCGCGGAGAGCAUGGCCGCCGCGGCGGGGAGGGACGCGCCGCCGUGGGUGACGGACGAGGAGUUCCUCGGCUCGUUGCGGGGCCCCGUGCGGAUCGAGGACACGGCCCUCCGAGGGGUGUCGCUGGGGCGGGUCUUGUCGUUGGCUGGCUACGUCCAGCACUGCCUCCAGCGCCACGACGUCGUAGACACCGACAGGGGCAGCCCCACAGAGGGGCAGCGCAUCAGGUGGGAGUCCAUUAACAUGUACCAGGUGUGCACCCAGUUCGUGAUGCCCCUGACGCGCAAACACGGGUGCUCUUACGUGGAGCUGGUCGGAGAGGGGGACGGUGCAGCCGGCGUGCCCCCAUUGUGGAUGACGUCACAUUGGUGGGGCACCUCGUUUGCACAGACCAUCAGCAUGCUGAAGUGCCACGCUCAAGCGCGCUAUGGCGGUAUCGAUACCCAUUCCCCCGAGGAGACCACGUAUUGGAUAUGCACACUAGCGAACAACCAGCACGACAUAGACAGCGAGCUCAACGAGGAUAACAUGAUGAAUACGCCCUUUGCGCGGGCGAUGCUGAAGGCCAGCUGCCAGGGCACCGUGCUGCUGUGCGACCCAGGCGUCAGAGUCCUUGAGAGAGCUUGGUGCAUCAUGGAGAUCCACAUCACCGAGCAGCUUCGCAGGAUGCCCGCUUGGGCCCCCGAAGAGAUUCGGGCGACCGACGGUGUGCAUUUCCUGGACGUGGUAUCGCCGGUGACCAGCCGCGACUUGCCGGAAGGUUUAGAGGAGCCGGAGGGCGGGUGCGCAGCGAUGUUUUUGGAUGUUGGCGAAGACGGUUGGCAUGAGCACGCCACGUUGCCAGACAUCCGUUUCCCCCUGAGAGUGGCGCAGAAUGGCGUCCUUAUCAACAUGAUCAGGAGCGAGGCGUCGAAACCAGAAGAUUGGAGGCGGAUCAUGAACUUCGUCGCUCUCAAGAGAGUGUCUCACAGCACCCCUCCAGCUCAGCAUCAAGAAUACGUGAAGCUAAACUUGUUUAUUCACGAGGUGUUCUAUUCUGCCGAGCUCUUUCGGUUGUGUCUAGAGCUUCCGGAGGACGCUGUCAUCCGAGCCAAGGAAUUGGUGAUGAAAGGGGCCAGUCCAAAUAAGAUUGUGCGCCGCGGCAACACCCCGUUUUUCGCGGCUGUGGGAGCGGAGCAGUUGCACGAUUACGACGAGGGGCAGAAGGCAAUCCAGAGGCAGAUGGUGGAGCUCUUGCUGGCCUCGGGGGCAGACCCCAACGUCGCCAACAACUCCAUGAACACCGCCCUGGACUGCGUGCGCGACGAGGACAUCGAGAGACUGCUCAAGGAGCGAGGCUGCAAGACCUUUGGCGAGAUGGCUCCCCGGCUCGAGAAGGCCAUCAACAGGCAGCUGAGGACUGCCGUCAAGGCCGGCUGCGGCAGGCUCGACACCUUCUCCGGCAGCGGCGGAGGCGGUUUGGCGGACAGGCUGUCUGCCGAGGGGUUGAAGAGCCUCCAGUCGGCCGCCGCGCUGAUGCACCGCUACCCCGGGGCGCCCUGCACGAUCAGCGUCCGACAGCAGAGGCGCACCGCGAACGGGGUGGCCGAGGUCACGGCGCUGGCCCGCGCGAGGAAGGUCCAGGCGGUGCUGCAGGCCGCCGGUUGCCGGAACCCCUUCCGCCUCGAGACGUCGUGCCCCCUGGCCACGCCCGUGCCGCCAGCCGUGGCGAUAAGGAUGGACCUUCAGAGGAUGGAUAAGAUCAAGGACUAUGGCGGUGCCAUUCUCCUCGGCGCUGACACCUCACCCGAGGCAGAAGGGGCGGAGGGGGGCGGGAGGAUGACGCAGGAGACCGACUCCGAGUCCGCUGGCGAUGAGUCAGAGGCCGGGUCCGAGCACAGCACGGGGUCGGAUUGGGACAGGGUGACGAGGCUGUUUCAGCGGUGCGAUUCGGAUGGAUCGGGCACAAUCAGUCGCGAGGAGCUGGAACGGGUGCUGCUGUCGGUGAAGCCCGACCUCACUCAGGAGGAGAUGACCGUGAUGUUCAAUUGCGCGGAUGCCGACCGCAACGAGAAGAUAGAUCGCAUGGAGUUCCUCGCAUGGAUCAAUUCGUCGGUCCCCGCCGCGAGCGAGCUGAAAGAGCAGCACUCGGGUCUCGCCGAGGUCUUCCGAUAUUUGUCCCACCGCAAAGCAAUCAACCACCUCGACCUCAUGAGCCGCGUGCACUACGCCAUGGGCAGGGACUUCCUCGGGCAGCCGGCGGCCUGCACGUCGGCCCUGGGAGCCAACCCAGAGCAGAGCUUGCACAGAGAGGCUUAUGCCUGCUCUGUGGAGGCCAGCGUGUUCCUGCGGUCGAGGGCGACGGAGUCAAAGCAGCCGCUCUGCUUCGCCGCCGCUCGCCCCCCAGUCGCCCCCUGUCCGCAGCCAUUCGGCUGUGAAGCCCUCUCGGCUCUGGAGCUGCGGGGCGAAGGCCUCGCCGCCGCGAGCGCGCCUCACCAGAUCGCUGCGGGUGCCCCGCCGGACUUGGCGGACCGCGCGGGGGGGGGGCCGGCGGGCGGCGCAAUGUUCGGGCCCUGCGGCGGGCAGCCUGGAGCCCCACCGCGCGGCGGGAAGGGGACCAGUCAGAGGAGGAUGGCGCUGAAGGGCCUGAGGCAGGGGGCUCUGGUGCUCGUCCGCUACGUCGAGAAGAAGUCCCCGGGCGUGGAGGAGAGGUUCGAUUACGAGGGGUCGAUCAUGGAGAAGCGAGUGGGCGGCGACAAUCGGGAGUCAUACGUGAUGCUGAAGGACUGUGUCCGCUUAAAUAGUGCCGGCGAGAUCAUUGCUCGGGAGGGCAACAGGAAGCUGAUCGACGCGUUCAUCGAGGAAUGCGAAGUGGUUGAGAAGGUGGAGCGACCCGUGAGCGCAGAGCUACUCGCAGCGGAGGCCAAGAAGGCCAAAGACAGUACGGACGGCGGAGCUGCGGCCGCAGCUGCCGCGGCCGCGGCUGCUCAGGAGGAGGAGAACACGGGCGCCAGCGUGGGCGCGGGCAUGAUGGGCAUGCCAGCGAUGGGCAUGAUGGGCAUGCCGAUGAUGGGCGGCAUGAUGCCGAUGGGCAUGCCGAUGAUGAUGGGUAUGCCCAUGAUGGGCGGCAUGAUGCCCAUGAUGGGCGGCAUGAUGCCCAUGGGCAUGGGCUGCGGCGGCUACCCGGAGCAAAUGGGCUGGGGCGGCUAUGGCGGAGGCUGCGGCGGCUGUGGCAACAUGGGUUGCGGCGGGUGCGGCAACAUGGGUUGCGGAGGUUGCGGAGGCUGCGGUGGGUGCAGCAACAUGGGCUGCGGGGCGGGUGGCGGCGGCUGCUGCGGCGGCUGUGGCAACAUGGGUUGCGGUGGCGGCUGCGGCGGAGGCUGUGGCGGCUGUGGCGGGUGCGGCAACAUGGGUUGCGGGGCUUGCUGCGGCAACAUGGGCUGCGGGGGCGGCGGCUGCACAGGCGGCUGCGGCAACAUGGGCUGUGGGGGCGGCUGCACAGGCGGCUGCGGCAACAUGGGCUGUGCGGGCGGCUACACAGGCGGCUGCGGCAACAUGGGCUGCGGGGGCGGCUGCACAGGCGGCUGCGGCAACAUGGGCUGCGGAGGCGGCUGCACAGGCGGCUGCGGCAACAUGGGCUGCGGAGGCGGCUGCACAGGCGGCUGCGGCAACAUGGGCUGUGGGGGCAGCUGCACAGGCGGCUGCGGCAACACAGGCUGUGGGGGCGGCUGCACAGGCGGCUGCGGCAACACGGGUUGUGGGGGCGGCUGCACAGGCAGCUGCGGCAAUGUCGGCUGCGCCGAGCUGGGUGGGCCGGACGGCCCCAGCGGCGUGGGCGCCGAGGAGGCCGUGCCCGCCGGGCUCGGCGGGCCCCCGGCGGCCGUCACGCUCGCCUGA